This is a messenger RNA of Symbiodinium sp. CCMP2456, 768 nucleotides long. Lineage: Eukaryota; Dinophyceae; Suessiales; Symbiodiniaceae. The record is from the annotation of a GenBank genome assembly.
AUGGCACGGCGCGUGUCUUGGCUGCUUUCGAUCCUCCAGGUGCAGACUUGCCUCGGCGUUUCCGUGCAAGUGGAUGACCGUGGUGAGGCAGCAGCAGCACCAGCAGCAGCUCCGCUGAUUCGCAAGGCAGAGGAGAACACGUCCUCGUGGGUCUUCGUGCAUGUCCCCAAGACAGCAGGGACGACAAUCUGGGAUGCAUUGGGCCCUUCCUAUACUGACUCUGGACGGUACGACGAGGUGCAGUUCGCUUGCAUGAAGCACAACCCUCCGAAACACCAUGUCCGAAACAGCUUCGCAAUCGUGCGGGAGCCGUGCGAGCGACUGGUCUCUGAGUUUGCUUGGGCCAAGAACCAGGCUUGGUUUGAUAUUUACUACAAAGACUAUGGCGUCGUCAAGACCUUCCCGCCCACCUGUGAAAUGUUCAAUGGAUGGGUUCGUUCCGUGCUGCAGCGCUACACAGCGCAGUCCGACGUGGAAGAUUGCCACUUGAUCCCACAGUGGUGCUAUCUCUCCAAGGUGGACAGGAUCCUCCCCUUGGACGACCGGCUGCAGAGGAACUUCCGGGCCUUGGCGCCGGAAUUCCGCACUGCCGUGCUCAAGAGGCUGAAUUCGGACGACUCGGCUCGAAGAAGCAACGUGACGUGUGCAUGCUUGGAUGCUGAGAACAUGCUGGCCAUCCAGCGACAUUUCCGCGAAGACUUUGCCACCUGGCGCGAGAUAUCGGGCCGCUCGUCGCCCUUUGCCCCGCAAAGCGCUUCGGCUGCUGCA